Lytechinus pictus (painted urchin) is the source of this 4149-nucleotide messenger RNA. Its product is annotated as N-acetylated-alpha-linked acidic dipeptidase 2-like. Gene Ontology annotation, molecular function: carboxypeptidase activity. The transcript has 17 exons. NCBI's taxonomy places the organism in Eukaryota, Metazoa, Echinodermata, Echinoidea, Temnopleuroida, Toxopneustidae. The record is from RefSeq and is a predicted model, not a curated record. The coding region runs from base 86 to 2386 and encodes 766 amino acids.
AUUUUAAACAAACUAACCCAUAAAUGUGGUUUAUGAAUUAGUUGCAAUAAACAGUUGGACGGAAGUACAGGCGGUAUGCAGUUCCAUGUUCUAUUUGGCUUCUGCGUUAACGUGCAUGCAGCAUUGGCAGGGAUCGGCAUUCAAUAUUCGCUCAAAAGACGAAGAGGUGACAAGAAUAAAAAUGAAAGGAGAUAAUAAACUUUCUCGGUGGAUUGCAUUCAUGGUGCUUGGAUGUGUACUCUUCAUGGUAGGAUUUUUAAUUGGAUAUCUUGGACAUCCAAAGGAUUUCUGUUCAUUAUUUUCAGCGGUGGAAACUGAUAAAAUCAGUCGAAUGAUGAUUGAUGAAUGCAAAGCUGAAAAUAUCGAACAAAAUCUCAGAGAAUUAAGCAGCCGACCUCAUUUGGCUGGAACGCCAGCAGAGAAGGAGAAUGCCGAAAUGCUUGUAAAUCUAUGGACCGAGUACGGAUUCGAUUCGGUUCGGUUACUAUCCUACGAUGUGCUCUUGGCUUAUCCGGAUCCAGACAAUCCGAAUAAGGUGAUGAUAACGGACAAUGGAGAGGUUAACUUUACGACAGCUUUACAUGAAGAGAUCUUAAGACCAGAAGAUGACCACCCGGACGUUGUUCCACCAUUCAAUGCUUAUUCUGCGCAAGGAGAGCCUGAGGGUCCUUUGGUUUAUGUCAACUAUGGUCGUGCAGAAGACUUUGAAUGGCUGGCAAAGAAUAAACCUGAAAUCAACAUUACUGGAUGCAUAGUUAUUGCAAGAUAUGGAAGAGCGUUUCGAGGAAAUAAGGUGCUAGCCGCAGAAGCAGCGGGUGCUAUUGGGGUAAUUCUAUAUUCGGAUCCUGCCGACUACGCCAUUGAUGAAGAUGUAGCCGUCUAUCCGGACGGAUGGUGGUUACCCGAUACCGGCGCUCAACGGGGAAAUACUUUCGUCAGUGAUGCUAAAGGGGAUCCCGUCACUCCCGGUUAUCCGGCUAAACCGUACAUGUACCGGUUAAACGAUUCGGAUACAGCCCUUCCAAAGAUUCCGGUUCAUCCGAUUGGCUAUGGAGAUGCAAAAUAUCUUCUAAGUGAGUUAUCGGGCGAUGAAGUAAAUCCUGACUGGGCAGGAAAUCUGGAUGUAACCUACCGAUACGGACCGGGAUUUAUCAACCCAAGAAGGAAGGUCAAGAUGAGUAUCCACACAUCACGUGAGAUCAGAACAAUAUAUGACGUCAUCGGUAUCAUCAAUGGCGCCCUGGAACCAGAUCGCUAUGUAUUGAUGGGCAACCACCGUGAUGCCUGGGUGUAUGGUGCUGUAGACCCUUCUAGUGGUACAGCAGUUCUCAUGGAGAGUGCAAGGGUCUACUCAGAGAUGACCAAAACAGGUUGGAGGCCUCGUCGUACGGUCAUGUUCUGUUCUUGGGGAGCUGAGGAAUACGGACUACUCGGAUCAACGGAAUUCGUUGAGGAGUACCAGAAAAUAUUAGGAGAGAGGGCUGUUGCAUACAUCAAUACAGAUAUCGCUGUUAUGGGAAAUUAUUCUUUCAGGACUUCAUCAACACCCCUGCUAGAGGGAGCCCUCUACGAUGCCGCUAAGAAGGUGCCUGACGGUGAAACAGGAGAAAGAACGACAUAUGAUGUUUGGCUUGAACGACGACCCGACAGCAGCGGCAACGGUCUACCGAUUAUCAACGUACUGGGAUCCGGAACUGAUUUUGCGCCUUUCAUGUAUCGCAUCGGUGUACCCUGUGUGGACCUGUCAUAUCAAUAUGACCCGAGUCUUGGGAUAUCAUCGUACCCUGUCUAUCACUCCGUUUAUGAGACAUUCUACACUGUCAAGAUGUUCCUUGAUUACAACUUCUGGCGCCAUCAGUCUAUUGCACGGUUCAUGCUUGAAUUCUCGCGAAAUAUCGCAGACUCCGUGAUUCUACCGUUUGGUGUCCGCGACUAUGCAACGAAACUCAAGUCGUCAAUAGACUACAUUGAAAGUGAAUACGGUGAGAAGAUGGCGGAGCAGAAUAUCUAUUUCGAAUACAUUGAUUCAGCUGUUACAAAUUUUACAGCGGCUGCUACAUCAUUUGAAGAACAGUUGGAGCAAGUCGAUAUUAAUAAUCCCAUCGCAGUUAGACGUGUUAAUGAUCAGAUGAUGCAACUUGAAAGGGCUUUCAUUGAUCCUGUUGGCCUUCCUGGCAGGAAAUGGUUGAGACAUGUCGUGUAUGCUCCUAGCAGCGUGAACCACUACGCAGGCGACGCUUUUCCCGCCCUUGUCGAUGCCAUGUACCAGAUUGAUGACGACAUUGAUCAGGUGGCUCGAUGGAAUGCAGUCAGGGAACAAAUGGCCAUCGUAGCAUUCACUAUCCAAUCAGCGGCAAGUACACUUACUGACGUCACACAACUCUGAAUAUUUCUCCUUCUCGAACCAUAUAUAUCGGAUUCUCUAUCUUUGUCAUUUAAUCGCGGGGGGGGGGGGGCUGGAUGACACAAGUAUAGAUUGCAAAUUAAAAAUGAUUUGAUAGACUUUUGACAAUAUUACCUUUACUACAGUUACGUACGUAAGCAUGUUCUGUUAUGCAUAACUAAACUUCACACGAUCACAGGAAACUCGUUUCUUUACUUAUUUUAAUUUUUUCUGUUAUUUUUUCUAAUAUAAUUACAAAAGGGUGUUUUUCAGUCGUUUCACGUGUAUAUAAGAAUGAUAUAUCCUAUCCAUUGCUAUUAGUAAUCUGUUUUAUAUGUUUUGAAUUAAAUAAAACAAUGUUUUUAAUGUACACUGUAAAAAAUGAAGUGCUAAUUUAGCACUUACAGUGCUUGUAUAGUGACUGCACUACGAGUGCUAAUUGUCUAGUUUAAAUUUGAGCUAGAAAUUCAGCACUCGUAGUGCAGUUACUAUACAAGCACUGUAAGUGUAAAUUAGCACUUCGGUUUUUACAGUGUAUAUUUUAUUUUAAUUAAUGAAUCAAAGCAUCCACAGAGUAUUAUUUAUGCUCACCAGAAAAUAAAAGACAAGCACUUUGGAUAUACAUACGCCCAUAGAUUAAUUUUCCUAACAAAAGAAAAUUUGAUAGUUACGAUUAUUCUUAUCAUAAUUGUUAUCAUUUAAAAAGUAAUGUAGAGAAAAAUUGUGCAGAUUAAGAGAUGUCAAUAUCGCAAAAGACAAUAUUGCUGGAAAUACUUUCUAUAAAGGGAUGCUCCAGGCUGAAAAUAGUAUGAUUUGAACAGAAAAAUGUUGAUGUAAUUUUCAGCAUCAUGAUCUGUUUAUAAUUUCACUCUAUUUCUUUAGAUAUAAAUAUUUUCAGCCCGGAGUACCCCCUUUAAAAGUAAUCAAUUGUACCAUUGGAUUGAAUGAAGUUGCGCCCUCCGCGAGUCACAUUAUUUAGCUCAAAAUUAAUUUUGAUGUUAUUUUACUAAAUAUCCUUUAUAACGUUUGAUAUUCCAUAUCAUUGGGUUUUUUAAAGUAAUGGCGACUUAUAUAUGUAGAUCAUCUUAUUGUUAAUACCAUGAACCUAAUAUACAUGUAGGUCCAUGUUAACACAUAUACAUAUAUCUAGGUUCCGUCUUACACAGAGUUACUAUAUCGAUAUCCAUCAAUGUCACAAUUUUUUUCUUCACCAAAUUUGCACAAUGUAAUUUGUGAACAAAGAGAAGCACACUGAAUUGUCAAGAAAACGAUGAAUGUAUGAAUAUAUACACCAUAUCUAGAAAAUAAUUCGAAUAAACAUGUAUUUUAGAUAUUGACAUUGCCGCCUUUCCACAGUUGUUGACGUGAUUAUAUGGAAUAUUGUUUUGUUAUGUUUUUAAUUUCUGUUGAUACAGGACCCCUUGGUCGAGCAGUUCUUGUAACUGAAAGGGCUAUACCCUGUUAAAAUAAAACGACAAAUAAAAAAUAAAUAAAAAUUGAUCGGAUCAAUCGCAACUCUUUGUAAGACGGGGGCCCUGUAUUAGCACUAGAAUAAUGAUCAAAAUCUUAAAAGCCAAAUACUUUUAUUCGAUAGAUUGUGAUCUAUCGCAAUUUAACAAUGAAUCUAUAGUUUGUAAUAGAGUAUUAAAGAAUCGUUUAUUUUCAUACGGUGAUUUUUGGUGAUGAGGUCAUAUUCCAGAUGUUUAUUACAUACUCAGUGGUUGAAUUAAAUGAAUAAAUACAAAGUGUAGUUGUAUAACUCGAGU